This is a messenger RNA of Parnassius mnemosyne (clouded apollo), 552 nucleotides long. The record is from the annotation of a GenBank genome assembly. Lineage: Eukaryota; Metazoa; Arthropoda; Insecta; Lepidoptera; Papilionidae.
AUGAGCUCAGGGAAUGAAGUAGAUUGUAUUUAUAAUGACUUUAGUAAAGCGUUUGACACAGUAAAUCAUUCAGUUCUAAUCGAAAAACUACACACAUUAUUUGGCAUACAUGGAUGCUUAUUAGAUUGGUUUGCUUCAUAUCUCACAGAUCGAACACAAAGAGUAGUCAUUAGCGGUUUUGUUUCUAGUGAAAUUAUCCCAACGUCUGGAGUUCCACAAGGCUCGCACCUUGGCCCAUUACUUUUUAUUAUGUUUAUCGAUGAUAUUAAGCACUGUAUCCGUAACUCCGAAUUUGAAUUAUACGCAGACGACCUAAAGAUAUGCAAAAUUGUGAAUAAUAACACAGACCAAAUUCAACUUCAAGAGGAUAUAGAUAGAAUUACAGAAUGGUGCCGGCAAAAUAAAAUGUCUCUCAAUACAAAUAAAUGCUAUCACAUUAAAUUCUCUCGAAAAUUUAACAAAUAUAAUAGUAGUUACAAUAUAAAUGGUGUAGAUUUAGCGAAAGUAGAUGAAGUGAAGGACUUAGGCAUUGCUAUUGACACUCAUAUGUGA